This is a messenger RNA of Trematosphaeria pertusa, 3159 nucleotides long. RefSeq names its product ankyrin. The transcript is spliced from 2 exons. Gene Ontology annotation, molecular function: protein binding. The coding region runs from base 108 to 2972 and encodes 954 amino acids. Lineage: Eukaryota; Fungi; Ascomycota; Dothideomycetes; Pleosporales; Trematosphaeriaceae. The record is from RefSeq and is a predicted model, not a curated record.
GGCAGCCUUCCCCACGAAACCGCUUCUUCCCACCGUAACCCCAGGCUCUUGAAGCAAUUCACACAGCAGUUUCUCACCACCCAUCCUCUUGAGUCGCGCGGAGCACGAUGUAUACUGCGCAGAGUCUCGCGGUGUCGACAUUCUCGCUCUGGGUCCCAUACGCCCUGUUGGUGCCUGCGCUGCAACACCUACCCCGCCCCUUCUUCCAGCGCCGCAAUCGGUGGAUACUGCCCCGGAUUCGAUUCUCCCUGCGUGUCGUGCCAGUACUCACCUUGCUGCUUGCAAUUUUCUCCUCGAGCCUUCCGACACCCCGCAGAUACGAUGCCCUCAACUGCGGACUCAGCGAAGAUGCUCGGGAAAGCCUAAUGAACCCGGAUAUAGGAGGGAUAGGAGUGGUUCUCGGCCUGUUCAUCAAUUGCUUUGCUAUCGCGCUUGUCUUGGUUCUCGGCCACGUCAAGAGCGAGACAUCCGGCGUGAAAGAGCUAUGCAUCGCGCAGGUGUACAAUCUUGCCUGCCUUGCUUGCAAUGUUGCCAAGUCCUAUCGAGAGAGCCUCAAAUUCCAAGAGAUCCUUGUAGCCUGUAUAUGCAUGGACGCAGUCAGUGCCUCUAUCUCCAUGGCGUUUUCAGACAAGGAAGUCCUCGCAUCAAGGUGGCUGGUGUUGUGGAGCGGCUUCAUUCAGCUCUUCGCGUUCAUUGUCCAAGCGCUAGCAUUGGCGAACCUGUCCGCAGCCACGAUAGCGGACCAUCACGAUGGACCCUGCAGUGUGGCCCUUCCCUGGAUCGAAGCUUUCCACUCACAACAACACGCUCCCUCCAGGCUCUGGUUGUACGUUAGCUUUCGGCUAGUGUUAUGGCUGGCUCAACUGUGGAUGGGCAUUUCUCAGACGAGGAUCUUCAAUGAGGUGGAACACAACAGGUACGAAGAGAGCAGAAGAGUGUAUGGGCCUCGAUGGGAACGAAUUCCGGCAACCGUCACUACGAGCUAUCUUCUCUUCUGCAGUACUAUGAUUCUUCAUUCCCGCUACCUCGGGAUCAUUCGGGACGAGCUUGGCCUCGUUGCUAGUCAGGGUCGCGUCCUCAUUAGCGAAUGGGGACAGAGUGCCCCAUUCAUCGUCUGCAUAGCGGCACUCUCGCACGUUAUUUUCGUCCACUGGCGUCUUUUUCAACAAAAGGCAUGGAAGAAUCGAGAGUUCGUCCGCAAAGCAUGCGAGGACCCUUCCAAAAAGGUAUUCAACAUUCCGGAGGACCCUGCUGCACUGCAUUGGUACCAGCGGCAUCCGAUGACACUCUUCAAUUUACUCCAACCCGUGGACCACUGCCUCAUCUUUCCGGUUGAAGACGGGCUCGAGUCAAAUACAGUAGAUCCGACAAGCGUUCCAGAGGAGAAGCAACAGGAGCUGUGGAAUACACUGCUCGAAAGCGUCGAGAGUAAUGAUGCAAUCGGGGUUCGCGUGUGCCUGAGAGAUGGAGCGCCUUUACGUAGAGAACAUGGAACCCACGAGAUAUUGCUCCACAAAGCUGCACGACAUGGAAGACAAGAACUCUUACAGCUUCUUUGCGAUCCCACGGAACCGAGAAACCUCACCUCUGACGUGGCCAGCCGGAACGCGAGCGGCGAGACGCCCCUGCAAUGCGCCGUUUCCUCCCAAAAUACUGUCGCAAUACGCUUUUUCCUCGAGCAAUAUAAGUCGCGUGAGAGACUGCAUGGCGCACGUAACCGGAAUCUUAUUAGCAGCAGGCUGCGCGCUUUUGAGGAAGCAAUACUCUCGAACAGCCCGGAGAUUGUAAGACCCUUUGUCGACUAUGACCUCUGGCCGCAAUGGAAGAAUGUUGAGUUUUCAGAUUACGAGCCUCCACAUAUUAUCAUCGAAUUCCCAUCCAUCGUGGCUUUUGCCUAUUCGAAAGAGCGCUGGGCUGUGGCGCGACUGCUGAUCGAGAAGGGUGGGGACAUGCGACGGACGGAUGAACGUGUCAUCAAGCCAAAAGACUUAGUGCAUCUUGCGGCGCUGACUCGGGACACGACUGUCCUUGAACACUGGCUGCCUGGGCGCGAAGAUCUACACGACUGGGUAGGGAAAGCUGCGGAAAUGUACCCCUCCUUGAACUUUCGCGAAGAGAUCUUGGCUGCCAUUCUUCGUUGCUUCCCGGAGUCUGCCGUCAUCCUUUGGUACCAUGCCAAAGAGCUUGGAGACGCAGAAGUUGUCCGUCACCUGGCUACUGCAAUCCGGCACCACCUAAAGUGUAAGACGUUCUGUCUUGUGGCUACCAAGGCGGAAACCGAUGUCCACAGGCAUGGAAAUCCGCAUCCGAGUCCCUAUUUUCCAGUAACAUCGCCACAAGCCGAUAUACUGCGAGAGCUGCAGAAGAAGGGAAGUGCGUUGUUCCCGCCUCCAAAGCCUAGGAAUCGGCGCUCGCAGUCGCGCAAUCCCGUUCGAGUGGACAACUUGGUGCGUGCUCUAAUGGUGAAGUGUCCUACAGGCCUAAUACCAAUCACCUAUGAGUUGUACCGCUUUGGAACCACUGUACUCCAUGUCGCGGCUGGUCACGGAGACUUAGAAACAACCAAAAUGCUACUCGAAGCAGGGUUUCCUUUUCGCGGAGCGGAUCUCGCUGGGCUCACACCCCUCGCCUACGCACAGAAGCAAGAGCAUCUUACUCUCGAAGACGUACCAUAUCUCAAGCAGAGGACGCACCACCAAGGGCGUAAGGACUACGCGGCGGUGGAAAAGUUGCUUGCAAAUGCAAAAGAGCCGAAUGAGGACUGGCGUCAGUGGCUUGAGCGCAAGUCCAAACAAGUGGACCAGAGGGCCCUACUCCAAGCAUUACGCUGGGCAGAAAUGGAGCCUAUGCCUACGCCGCGGUGUCUUGCGCUUCUCUCUGGGUCCGAUGCUCCAUACGUGGAGACGGAGAUUAGGCCUCCACCGGCCAAGAGGCACGGUAGCGCUGUGCUGGCGGCUAUUGAGCAUCACUAGGAGCGGAAGAAUCUUUUCCAAAUCGUUUAGGUCAAAAGCAUAGGUCCAUAGUACCUCACUCCUACAAAGGUAACUUUGAGCCAAUCCUGGCUUUUUAAUGAGAGAUUUGAGCACUAAACAUGUCCACAUCGGCUGCCCAAGUUCGUACAUGAGACCUCGCGUUGACGAAGCUAGGCAGGGAUGCGCU